UUUCUAUAAUCAACUCGUAGUUCACAGCAGGUGGUGUACGUAAAGAUCCUGUUAUCCAGAAUAAGGAAACAAAGACAGACCAACUAUGGAAGCCUACAGGUACAAUACACCUAAAAGAAGGGAGAAAUUAGAAAGGAUUUUCCUUCCAUCCCUCUCUCUUCCCCUUCGAUUUUGAAACCACUCGUUUUAGACUUUUCCCAAAUCUCCCGUUCCUCUUUUUCCACCUUUGAUUUUUGAAAUGUCGCUUCUUCGUUCCCUACCGCAAACAGAUCAACGUCUCUGCCGGUUUCAUCUCCCAUUCCCUCCGAUUCGACUCGUAAGUCUGUGAUGUUGUUGCCUAUCAUAGUUUAAAAAGAGAGAGAGAGGGAGUGAGAGACUGAGUGUUUAGUGAAUUGGAGAGUUUUGCAAUUUCUAGUUGGUCUUGUUUGGAUAUUUCUCUAAUGUAGGGUUAACGGAAUUUUAAUAUCCUCCACAUGUAGGUUUAGAGUCUUCUUCUGUUUCAUUCUACUUACUUGUAAUUUUGUGAUUUUGUUUUAAGGAUGGAGUUCCAUACAAUUCUAUUAUGUAUAAGUUUGUUCUUUACUAGAUCUUGGUUUUGUUAAUAAAAUGUAGAAAAUAAGCAACAUCUCACAUACAAGAGCGAAUUGAAUGAAUAUGCUCUAAAAGCAAUCAUUCCAUUACCAGUUUAUCAGACAUUUAAUAAAGGAUCUUCACACCUACCAAAGUAUAGGUCAGUUGUGAAUGUCAAUAGGGUACGUUUCACGUCUCCAAAUACGUUUCCUAAUCGAAGGGGGAGCUGAUCAGGAUGCUGCAAGAAUUGCCCUUGAGUACAUAUCACAAAGAACAAAGCACGAUGGCUUUCUUCUUCUUCAUCGGGAGGAUUUUGUUCGAAUAUACGAAUCAAAUGAAGUUGGAGUUACCUGUUUACAGAACAAAGCAACACAUGGCCUCAAUUUCAUUUUGCCAAUCCACGUUGGUUGUUGGAGUAAGGAGGCAGAGCAAUCGGCAGCACGUGCUGCUAUUCUCCCACUUACUGAAAAUCCUGAUACACAUGAAACUAUACAUACAGUAAUCACUUAUAAAGUCAGACUCCAUGCAACGUGGAAACAGAUCUCUUCAAUUUGCCCAUUCAUGAGACUCUCAAGACUCUUAAUCUACAAUUACUUUCUAUUUAGAGAACUAGCUAGUAAAGAGGUCUGCAGUUUAGCCGUAGGCAUUGAGGGGACCUAUUUGCUUGUCUAUUGUAUGAAUCCAUUUGUUUUAUUGGUGAAUUAAAAUAUUUUCCUUAUUGACUUGUAAAUUUGAUUUGCACUCCUCAUAGUGAUAGAUUAUGUGGGUUGUAUAACUUGCUUCUUCUAUUGCCUAAAAUAAACAUAGGAUGUCGAUCGUGAAGUAACUUGUUGAACCGUGCUAU
This is a messenger RNA of Momordica charantia (bitter melon), 1414 nucleotides long. RefSeq lists its product as uncharacterized. The record is from RefSeq and is a predicted model, not a curated record. Lineage: Eukaryota; Viridiplantae; Streptophyta; Magnoliopsida; Cucurbitales; Cucurbitaceae.